Messenger RNA from Hordeum vulgare subsp. vulgare (domesticated barley), 1105 nucleotides. Its product is annotated as transcription factor MYB4-like. Bases 155 to 946 code for a protein of 263 amino acids. Lineage: Eukaryota; Viridiplantae; Streptophyta; Magnoliopsida; Poales; Poaceae. The transcript is spliced from 3 exons. The record is from RefSeq and is a predicted model, not a curated record.
ACGUUUGCCACGUUCCCGUCGACCUUAAAUACCCCCGCCACGAGUGAGACCCCGCUAUAUCUGAUCCCCGACCGCCCCGUCUCCUCUCACACAGGCGGCGCGCGCGCGUCGGCCGCCGCGGUGAGGGAGGAGAGCGGUUGGUUUGGAUCGGUUGAUGGGGAGAGCGCCGUGCUGCGAGAAGGAGGGUCUGAAGCGGGGAGCGUGGAGCCCCGAGGAGGACCAGCGGCUGGCCGACUACAUCGCGCAGCAUGGCCACCCCAACUGGCGCGCCCUCCCCAAGCACGCAGGGCUCCUGCGGUGCGGGAAGAGCUGCCGCCUGCGGUGGGUCAACUACCUCAGCCCGAACGUCAAGCGGGGCAACUUCACCGCCAACGAGGAGGACCUCAUCAUCCGCCUCCAUCAGUCCCUCGGCAACAGGUGGUCCGUGAUAGCUGCGCAGCUGCCGGGGCGCACUGACAAUGAGAUCAAGAACGUCUGGCACACGCACCUCAAGAAGAUGCUGGAGGAUGGCCUGAAGCCAGCCGCCGAUCACGACGCCGGCGGAUGUGGCCGGCAGAAGUCACGCAAGCAGGCCAAGGCUAGGAGCGCCACCGUCGAUGCUGGCGAGCCGUACAAGUCGCCGCCGGGGCAGUCGAGCAGCGGCUUGACGUGCUCCACUGUGACCGAGUCGGCGGCGACGGUGUCAUCCUCGCCGAGCGAUAACGCCACCAUCACAAGCGCAAGCCACGGUCACCAGCUCAUCAAGGAGGACCGCUUCAGCUCGGAGGCCGUCAGUGACGACAGCUUCCGGUCUUCGACAGACGUGCCGGGAAUGAUAGACCUCGGUGCCAUGGACAACGAUCUGAGCCUGCCAAUGACCUCACCAUCGACGAGGAGUGAUGACCUCGACUUCUGGGUCAAGAUGCUGCAGGAGGCCGGAGACAUAGCAGACUUGCCAAACUUGUAACAGUCCGAAAUUAAGCUUAAUUACCUAGUACUGUAGUAGUAUUGAUAUGAGAUUAGAGUUUUUCUCUUCUUUUUACUCCCCAUCUUCCGGUGAGAAAUUGAGGUGUUUUCACCUUCUUGACGAGGGAAAAAUAAUCAAUACCAGUUGGCAGUCGCAAUA